This is a messenger RNA of Mesorhabditis spiculigera, 1128 nucleotides long. The record is from the annotation of a GenBank genome assembly. NCBI's taxonomy places the organism in Eukaryota, Metazoa, Nematoda, Chromadorea, Rhabditida, Rhabditidae.
AUGCGUAUGGACACGCUGCUAACCGUGAAUGACUACCAUCAAAAGGCAAUCACACUAUUGCCGAAAAACGCGAGAGAUUACUAUGAGAGCGGCUCGGAUGAUGAGCACACGUUGCGUAGGAAUAUUGACGCUUUUUCGAGGUUUCUGAUUUGGCCAAAAUGUCUGGCGGACGUGUCGAAAAUUGAUAUGUCUGUAGAAUUUCUUGGAAAAAAGUAUAAAACGCCGAUUUGUCUCUCUCCAUCCGCUUUCCAUAAGCUCUGCCAUCCAGAUGGGGAGUUGGCUACUGUCCAAGAUAAGUAUUCUUAUGCCGGAAAUGCCGGUGUUAUGAUUUGUUCUUCCUGGGGUACGACAGCUAUGGAGGAUAUUGCCGCCCACCAGGGCAACGCCACGCUAUGGUUUCAGCUGUAUGUCUACAAACACCGUCCAACCUGUGAGGCGCUGAUCAGGCGCGCAGAAAGGGCUGGAUUUGAAGCCCUCGUCCUUACCGCCGAUACUCCAGUCCUUGGUCAUCGACUGGCCGACAAGCGCAACGCGUUCACCCUGCCACCACCUUUAAAAUUUGCAAACAUCCUUGAUAAUAGCGACUCGAAAGUCAGGAUGCCAAAGGUGCCCGUCGGAGAUUCCGGGCUUAUGGCUUACGUUUCUGAACAAGUGGAUCCAUCGAUCGAUUGGAAUAUGUUAAAAUGGCUUGUUGGCUUCACUCGCCUCCCCGUCAUCGUCAAGGGGGUCAUGCGACCUGGCGACGCGGAAAUGGCAAUAAUGUGCGGGGCAAAGGCUGUGUUCAUCUCUAACCACGGCGGUCGUCAAAUGGACAGCGCUCCAUCUACGAUCGAGGUGCUGCCGGAAAUUGUGAAAGCCGUUCGGCAGCGGGUUCCCGUUUUUAUUGAUGGAGGUUUUCGGAAUGGGCGUGAUGUAUUUAAGGCGCUCGCUUUGGGCGCCACCGCUGUAUUCCUGGGGCGUCCGGUACUUUACGGGCUGACAGUUGGUGGAGCCCAAGGCGUCGAAAAUAUUUUAAGAAUUAUGGAAAACGAGUUGGAAGUGACGAUGGAGCUCUCAGGCUGUACCACAAUUCACGAGAUCCAAAACACCAAGGAAAUUGUCGUGCCGGCGGAUCGCUUCUCCAAACUC